CGACCAGCGCGCCCUUGCGCGCGUGCACCCCUGGCUCAUGAAGCGCGCGGGCGCUGACCUUCAUGAGCUGCAUCGCGAUUCUUACGUUUCGCAGCGGGGGCUUGAGGCGAUUCUGAAAAGGGUGAGGGCGGACGGGCUCCCCAGCGCGAGCAGCUCGCGCUCGCAGCUCCGAGCCCGCCAUGCGUUCACUAGUGAGCCAACGCCAUACGGCCCUGUGGCGCAGCCGAUGGAGCUCACUCUAGAGGACAGGACUGUUGGAAUUGCAUUUGUCAAUCACCCGUUUGCCCUCUUUGAUCGUACCGUUCGGGAGUGCGCUCCGUUCAGGCAAAUUAUGAAGGCAAAGUUGGCGAAGUUCCCCAGCUCCCCGAGUACGCCGUGGAGGCUCAUCAUAUACUUCGACGAGGUCAGCCCCGCGAACCCACUUGCAUCCAAGAAGGACCCACGCAAAGUGCAGAGCUUCUACUGGACGUUCGCUGAGUUUGAAAAUCUUGUUCAUCGGGAGGAAAUGUGGUUCAUUGUUACAUGUACUCCGUCGCUCAUUGUCGAGACCAUGGACAGCGGCAUGUCGCAGUUAGUCAAGCAUGUACUGAAACACAUGUUUUUCAAUGACGAGUCUCAUCACCUGACGAAGACAGGCAUUUGCUUGGAUUUGCGCGAGAGCGAAAACGAUACCAAUGAUUUCACCAGGCUCUUUGCGCGUCAUUACGGGACAUUGGCUGACUUCAAUGCUAUCAAGGAAGUCCUCGGUAGCAUGGGCCACCGAGGCAUCGUGCCAUGCCCUUUGUGCCGAAACAUCGCCAAGGACGGUAGAUUCGGGCACCUCCCGUUGGACAAUUUGGAGUGCCACCUUUGGGAGCCGCACUCGGACGCUUCUGUGCGAAACUUGCGGGGAGAACUGAUGGUUGCAAAAACUGUUUUGGGUAAGACUGCUUACGCAGAGUUGGAGACCAGGAAAGGGUUCCACUACGGGCCCCACUACCUCACUGCUGAUGCCGCCAUGAAGCCAAUCAGCACCACCAUGUACGAUUGGCCGCACAUAUAUUUCAUCACUGGGCUUUUCGAGUACGAUCUCGAUGAAUUUAUGCACAAGGCCAAGGCGGCUGCGGGGAGGAACAAAAAGGGCCUGGUGGAAUACACAGACCUGCACGCGUACAUGCAGCAGUGGACGUGGCCUCGGGAGUACAAGAGAACGGCUGAAAUCUUCGAGACCAACAAGCUGGCCGCCACUGCGAGCGAGCAGCUGUCAGCGACACCAGUCGUACAGAGGUACUUCUCCAACGUGGUUGCAAAGGAGGAGAGCCUUGCCGCCCUCCACGGUGCAGCGGAAUCAGUUUCGCUCUGUUGUGAGAGCAUAGAGAUGCUGCAAUGCGCAUCGCGCAAACAGGUGUCCGCGGUCCAGCUGCAUGAUUGCAUCAUGAAGCACUUGAAUAAGUUUCGCGACGUGCACGGGCGAGGGCCCUGGCAAUUCAAGCACCACCAGGCUGCUCAUCUCGGUCCGCAGUACCGAGAUUUCGGUUGCCUUUUCGACACGUUCGUCACCGAGCGAAGGCAUAAGGACCCGAAAAAGUUCGCAAUGAACCGCCAGUCGAGAG
Messenger RNA from Prorocentrum cordatum, 1592 nucleotides. The record is from the annotation of a GenBank genome assembly. NCBI's taxonomy places the organism in Eukaryota, Dinophyceae, Prorocentrales, Prorocentraceae.